This is a messenger RNA of Lineus longissimus, 3224 nucleotides long. RefSeq names its product pinopsin-like. The coding region runs from base 856 to 2172 and encodes 438 amino acids. Gene Ontology annotation, biological process: G protein-coupled receptor signaling pathway. NCBI's taxonomy places the organism in Eukaryota, Metazoa, Nemertea, Pilidiophora, Heteronemertea, Lineidae. The transcript is spliced from 2 exons. Gene Ontology annotation, molecular function: G protein-coupled receptor activity. The record is from RefSeq and is a predicted model, not a curated record. Gene Ontology annotation, cellular component: membrane.
AUAUCUACCGAUUGCAACACGUAUCAUCCGCUGAGGUCAGGCAGUGAGGGUACAAGUUGUUCAAAACCAUUCGCUGGAAACUUUUGUUUAACUGUACCUCAGAUCGUUUUCCCGCAAAAGUUUUGGCGCGCUUGGCCACGGCAACGGCACGCGGGAACCCUUGCUUUUGUCCAGUUUUUUGGGACAGUUCAGUAGCGGAGAGGAGUUGCUGCUGCUGCUUAGAUGGUUGUUAUGGACCGUAUUAUCGCAAUCGUGGGGGAUCUGCCUUUAAGUCUUUCACCUUUGCCGACCGGCUGUGUGUCGACAAAGUGAUUCCGUUAUCUAUUGGAAUUUUAUCAAUUGAGGCCGUUUGAAACACAUGUUAAAUUAUUGAUACUGUUGGAUAUCAGGUAUCAAGUGAGUCGUUAAAUCUUGGUUUUUCUCUUUGUGUAAAUAGGUAUAUAUGUGAACUGUAGGCAACACUUGUGCAUUCCAACUGUAAAUAGGCUAAGUUUGAGAAAUGUACAUAGCCACAUGCAGACUUCUCUGCUGUGCCGCGUGAAAUUCACAUUUGUAUCUAGGAUUACGAGUAGAUAGAGCAAAGAACUGAAAAUAUUCAGUUGUCAGUGAUUUUCGUAAGUACUGAUGAUCUCCUAGGUCGAGUUCUCAUUCCUGUACUAGGACAGGGGACGUUUUUGUCACUUUCACUUUCCUGUCAUGUCACUUCCCUGAGUCAUGAUGGCGGUCUCAUGUGAUGUUUGAUUUUUGAUGCCCGGCAUCUCUUUCAAUUAAGUCACCAGAAGAGGACCUAAAUCAGAGGGAUCUUCCUGCAUCCGAUCUUCUCAUUCAUAUCGGACUGGGACUGAGAAGACGCAGAUGGCUCAGACGGGAAGCCCUGACAGUAUGGGAGUGCCGAUAAACUACACCAUCGCCCAUGAGAUGUUCAGUGGAAAUGGCACCAGUAACGGGACAGGGAAAGGGUUGCAGCCCUCCUCCCAGGACCAGUGCGCCACGCUGAACUUCUCACAUCCAGUUAAAGUUGACAAUACGCAAUUCAGCAUCGCAUCGACGGUGGGACUGUUGACAAUUAUGGGGAACUUCAUGUCACUGUUGGUCGUUGGGAACAUUCUCCGUCGACGAAAAGAUACAAGAAAUGGUUCAACAAUUUAUCUAUUUUCAUUGGCGUCUUCAGAUUUUCUCCAGGCAUUAUUCGUGUACCCAAUUCACAUUGCUGCACAAGUGAAAGGCCAGUGGCUGGGAGGAUACUUUACAUGUAUGCUAAUGGCUUACGCCGGAAACUUUUUCUAUAUCCUCUCCGCGUUUAUUGUGACUCUUUUAGCAAUUGUGCGAUAUGGUGCAACAUCGCGCCCACUAAGCUUCAAACCUCAUUUGGAACGUACAAAACUUUGGAUGCACAUUUUCCUCGGCGUUGUGUUAUUUUCGACAGUUAUCUCGGCACUUCCCUUCACGAGACUCGGUUGUAUUUCAUUUCAUGCCAGUGGUGCUAUCUGCAGUUACGAUUGGCACACAACGGGCCUCGCGAGCGUUAGUCCAAUUAUGAUAUUCGCGACGCAGUCUGUCAUGCUCCUGGUCAUCAUCACGUGCACAGCCGGGACAAUAUACUCCCUUCACGCCCAGAGCAAGCGGCACACAGCAAUCCUCAAACGGAUGGAGCGCAAUUUCUCAAUGGGUGUGGUUGCCAUAGCAACAGUCCAAGUUAUCUGCUGGGGACCUUUUGUGGUUUGGCAAAGUAUCUCGCGCUCGACGGGCAUAAUCAACCCAAUCGCCGCCAUGGUCGCAGGCUAUCUUACUUUCUUUGUCUCUGUGUUCAACCCGAUUGUUUUCGCCGCCAUGAUGAAGCCAUACCGCGAUGACAUACGUCGAUUACUGUGCCUGGUUUUCGCUUGCAGGCAGUGUAACUACGAAGACGACCAUGAUUCAGACAGUUCGCGCCAUCGACGGAUAUCAUCAUCCAGCGUGACGAAACCGCUGAUGACGACAUCAAUAUCGAGCUAUGGGAAGAAGGGAAACAUAUCUCAAGCAAAGGCCGAGGACAUUUUGAAAAAAUAUCAGCCAAAGAAAGAGCAGAAAUCCCCACUGAUUGUUGACCUAAAUAAAACAGGCAAUGGAGGUAACUGUCAACAUUCUGAUGGCCUUGGCAGUAGUUGCUGUCGCAGUGACACUGCUUGCUGAUGCUUCAUUGGCUACGAGAAUCUCAUGUUACCAUGGUAACAGACUUUGUUUUUAUGAAAUUGUGAAAUAAAGUGUUUCUGCCAUCGUUUUAAUUAAAAACAAUAUUUAUGUUUUGUAACUUUGGUAACCAUAGUUGUUACUUUGUUGUUAUGAUUCCUGAUUAUGGGAACAAACCCAUGGCCAUGGUAACAAAAUCACCAGUAUUUGUUACCAUGGUAACAGACAAUACUGAUAUAGUCAGUUCAUUUAUAGCCAUGACAACGCUAUGUUGACAGUCUUUUCUUUAUGGACAACAUUGGUUGCAUAUAAAGAAGAAAUCAUUUGUUUUCAUCAAUGACCGUACUGGAAGUGCAUGUAGCAAGUAUUUUAUUCAAAAGGGAAGCCUUUCUGUAAAGAUUAGUAUAUGCUAUUACUGUGGUUUAAAAAUGCCCUAGCGGCAUCAAAUAGAAGUGUUGAGCUAGUAUCCAAUAUUGACAGGGAAACAUGAUACAUGUAGAAUGUGUUGUAACUGUUAUAAUUACAGGCUGUACAAAAUAACUAUGUCAGUCUUGGUAUUUCUGAGGGUUAUAGGACAAUUAGAUACAUGUAUAUCAGAAAAUGUGGUCUCCUCACAAGAGAGAAGAUGAACUAUCAACUUUGCCGGUACGCGAUAGUUCCUCUUCUUCUUAGUAGGUGGUUCCACUGGUAUUUCAAGGGAGGCACAUUUCUAGAUAUUGUCCUUUGUGUAGUUUUAUGAGAGAGUCUAUGUGAUUGUUGUAUCAUCAUAAUUUUAUACUAAUAACUUUUGUUAAGGAAAUUUGACAGAAUCAAUCCAUCUAGCCUUGUCAUUAGUCCUGUCAUUAAAACCACAGUCCAGUCAUUGGAGCUACAGUCUAGCCAUUUGAACUAUAGUCUUGGAAUAAUUUCCUUUAAAGUUUUUGGAUAUAAAACAGACACUAUGUUGGGACAUUCUGCAUGUAGAGUUAUACAGUUGGGUGUAUGUUGUUUCAUAGAAAUACUCAGAUUAUAACAUGUUGUACGAAUAUUGAAAAUUAAAAACGAAUUAUCAUUAA